AACAAAAAUGAACAUUUUCCUGAUCUUAUAACGUUCCAGUAACCACAAGUACUGGAAACAAUAAAAUGCCAUUCUUAUACAAGUUUUCAGUAGUAGCUGCACAUUUCGUUUGGGGCAAUGGAAAAUGCAGUUAUAAUCACAGACUAUUUUUUAACUGCCAAGGACAGCAUGGCACAGGCUCUGUGGCUGGUUACGUGAUGAACUAAGAAGAGUUGAAAGAAGUUUUAUAAAUGAUGCGUUGUUUGUGUUGGUGUUGUGUGAAAGUUUUGACUGAAGGGCUGUGUAAUUUUUAGCUGCUGUACUGUAAUGACAAACAAAAAAUGAAGCUUCAAGAAGCACCAAAUGCAAUUUGUAAAGUCGUAAAAUUUCCAGGAUCUGUUACAAGUUACUUGAGAUCAGAAGGUGUCACAAAUGAACGUUAUGGCUUGAAAGGAGGACUUCUGAAAGAUACUCGAUAUGCCUGGUUGAGUUGGGGUCCAAACUUUGAAGUUGUACGGACUACUAAUGGUGCUAAAGUAGCUGCAUGGACUUUUGGAGCUGCUCUACAUGAUUCAAAAACUAGAGUAACUUGUGUCACAGAAUUACCCUGCACUGAUGGCUCAGGACGUGUUUCACAAUUUGUGGUGGGAUUGGAAUGUGAGUUAGUUGGAGGAAUGAUUUGUGUUUUUGACAUACGAGGAUCUAAGGUUCUGCGUGCAGUGCAGAUGCCUUCAAAGGUGACAUCUGUGAGUGUAGUGGAUUGUGGAUCAGAAGGAUGCUAUCCUCUGCCGCAGCUUCUUAGCUCUAUGACAGGUGUGCUUGCAGUUGGCCUUGCUGGUGGACAAAUAAUGCUCGUGGAUCUGUGUCGGAUGAAUUGUGAUGAUGGGCUGAACAUGGGAGCAUGUGGUGAAUUGAGAGAUGAAUUGCAUGCUUGUCAACUUUUGCCUAUCAGUAUAAAUGAAACUGACCAGGAGACACUGGAAUAUAAACGAGCCCAUGCUGCCAGAACAGGAGACCAUCAGUGUGUGGUGUUGAAUGAAUCAUUUCUAGCUGACAAGAUGUUUCUGCUACCAUUACCAGAUGGCAACAUGUUCAAUGUGCCGAGGCGACGUGUAGAUGUAACAGCAGUGACAUACAUCCCCCGCAUUGCCAGCAUAGUGGCUGGUUUUAGUUUUGGGAGUUUCCAGAUAUGGAACCUAAUGCAACUGACCUUGGAGUUCAUGAGCCCAACCAUGCAGGAUCCCCUGCCAUUGAUUUCAUUUGGAUUCCAGGAGCCAUGUGAUGACCCACGUAACUUCUGCUACCUAUGGGCAGUUCACAGUAGUGCCAACCAAAGGAAUAGGUUGCCAUUUGCUGUAAUGUAUGCCUUGUGUUACCAGUCCAAGGAAUGGGUUGAUGGUUAUGGUUAUCUUUACCAGGACUUUGUAUCAGGUGUGCAUCGAUUUGACUUUGAUGUGGAUGGAGAUGAAGGUGGUAUCACUGUGGUGGGAGGCCGCAGUGUGGCUUGCCACACCAUAAACAAGUUACCUUCUGCUGUUACCAGAAGAGACAAUCCUCGUGUUGAGUUGGAUGAGAGUGUACAGGAGUGUGACUUGACAUUAUGCCUGUUUGUAUGGGAGACAUGGGGAGCCAACUGUCCCAGCAAAACUUGUAUGGCUCUAUUUGAUCUUAAUCAGUGGUACAAGGAGCAGAUGCCAGGCAAAAUAGUGAAAGGACAAGCUUCCACAUACAUAGCUGUUUUCUCCUUGGAUGAAGUUGUGGAGACUUCUGCCAAUUCUGCCAACUCCAUUAAUCCACUUCUUGAUGUGAAGGUGGAUCCUGCCAGUCUUUCACAAUUCACUGCAGUGCAAAGCCUUGAGGAGCAUUUUUAUCCUUCGGCUCUUGCAUUUGAAUCUUUGAGUCUCCUGGGAGAGGAACUGGUGGUGAUGAGUCACCCAGGUGUGCAGCGAGAUAUUCUGUUACAGCUAGAACUGAGUGGACCUUCUGCACUUAUGUACCCCACUAAAUUGUUUCACCAUUGCAUUGCUAUAGGCCUCAAACCAGUUUAUAUGGAAGUGAGCUCAACAUUCAACUGUCCCUUGACAGAGCAAAGGGAGUUCCUGUUAUCAGUUGCACUGGAGUAUCAGCUACUGGGCUUUCUGUCUCGUUGUGCAGCUGAAUGGGUGGAUGGAAGUCAGAGUGCAAUGGGCUGUACAUUGCCUGCCCUGCUGAAAUGGGGGUGGCAGCGGGCUACCAGUCUGAAGGCCCACGCAGACAACCUAUGCAUCCCACUGUAUGAUUACUCAGGUGUGAAACUGGACAGCAAUUUAUACCAGUUGCUAGAUUACUGUGGCAACCAACUACACCAUCUCACCACCUUGUUUCAGGGUUUACUCAAGAUGUGCAAGAAUCCCACUGUACAAGGUGUAGGAGAUGUGACGCAGCAGGCGCAGGUCUUGGAACUUGUUGCUGUGUAUAUUGAAGUGGUGGAAUGGUUUGUCAAUGUGGGCCUUCUGCCAGAGUUUCCUUGUGGUGACCUUGCCCUUGUUGAUGGCUUUGAGACUGCAGGAGAGCUUGGGCCACAUAGAGUUCCCUACCCUGCUGCUGCUCUUGCAAAAAUCUACCAGAAAAGGAGGGCAGAGCUGCAGAAACUUAGCAGGUCGGCAACUGACAAGAUGGACAUCCUCUUUAUUGAUGGACUAGUAAAGAGGGAAUGUGAUGGUGAUCGCCUCUCCUCCCUGUGGGAGCGGGAUGGAGGCACUGGACUCUAUCCUCCCCCUUCAGUCCAGUCUCUUCUUCGAACUUAUCUGCUGGAUGGUAUUCCUUUGCAUGUAAAGCACUGCAUUGUUAUCUAUGUCUUCCUUGAUUUGGCUGGACUACUGGAGUCCCGCAGAUACACUGCUACCAUCAACCAGUUUAUCAAGUUUCCUUCUGCUUUUCGUCUUACUCCAAGCUUCAUCAAGAUAACACAGGCUCUGUGGCUCUUGGACCAUCAGGAUUUCACAGAAGCAAUAGACAUGUUGUUGGAUCCACUCGUCUCAAUGGAUGAUCUGAAACCAUGGCAGCACCAGUGCAUCAUCCAAGCAUUCCUCUAUCAGGGCCAACACCAAAUGGCCCUUAAGUACAUUCGUGUGCAACAACCACCAUUGAAGGAUAUAGAGGACAUACGGCUCAAUCUAACAGUAUUGCUUGUGAAUGGCCUAAUUCAUGAGGCAUUCCAGUAUCAGCGGCAGCACUGUAACGAGCAGAACUCAAGAGAUCUGCUGCAACACUUUUUCAGUGCCUGCCAGCAGAUGAAUCAGCUGAGUGUGGUCCUGCAACUUGCCCUAUCCCCAGUUGAGGAGGAAGCAUUCACUCAGUUUCUCCAGAAUUGCCACAGUUCUCAAGCAGAUGACAUGCACGUCAUGUAUUACCUUGAGCGUUCUAGGAUUGCAGAGGCAAUGGAAGUGAAUAACAGCAUUCGCAGUUCAAAGAGCCACAUGGACUCAAAUAGCUUGAAGCAAGGUCACACAGAAGACAAAUCCAGUUGUGUCCGAGACACCAUUGUUCAGGCUUAUGCUAACACACUACCGUCUGUCACCAGGAAACUGGCUCUGUACUGUGCACAGGAGAAGUCCUGCCUUACCAACUGGAAGCAAGUGUCACGACCAACUCCAAUGUCUGUGGAUGUGCACCGUGGUGAAUUACAGCCAGUUUGUUAUCGAUCGUCAUUAAUCCAGGCGACAUUGGAGAAGGCUCGUGAGACGUGGAGUCAUGUGAUUCAGCCUCCUGCACCACCGUGCACGCCAGCUAAACGGGAUCGGUCCAGCAUGGAGAAACCUUCAGUAGAGAUGACACCAUUUCUAUGCACACCUCGAGCUGUCUCAGAGACAUUCAGUUUCACCAGGGAUGUGCCAGCAGUUGUGUUCCCAACACUUACACACCCAAGCCCCAAGUCUGAUGAUGAAACCAUGGAUGGUUCCCCUGUAAAACGGCUCCGUUAUUCAGACCACUAUCCAUCACCUCUAGGAAGUGCAAUUGCAUCAUCACGCAAAAGACUGGAUCGGUAUUCCAACGUGGAUGCAUUAUCCUUGCUUCAGACACCUCAUGUCCGACGAAGAACACUGUUAUCAGUAUCUCGGUUGCAGGAGCAGCAAGACCUUCCUGCUUCUCCAACCGCUGUAUUCACACCACAGUCCAUUCUCAAGGUGCGGAAGAUGGUGCGCUGCUCUGUUAGUCCUGAUAAUCUAUCUCAGGUAUCAGUGCCAUCAUUCACAGGAACCUCAACCACACCUGAACUAAUGGAGGAGGAGGAAGAAGAAGAAGAAGUAGCAGAGGAGAAGAUGCAAGAUGAGGAGGUUCUGGGAAGGCAGAUCCGUUUUAGUCUCCCAUCAGAUGAAAAACAUGAGAAAACACCUGAAGACAUUCUGUUACUCCCAGCCAUAAGGUCUGCCAGCAAAAAGAGCAUACUGGGUGUUACACCUCGGAAGGCACUGUCACGUACUCGUCGCCAUGGAUCAGUAAGGUUUGACAGUUCUGUUCCUGACAAGAAAGGAGGCAGCAGUGAGACAUUACAAAUGACUGGCAAUAAGAUUGGCAUUUCAGAUAUGCAUCUCACAUCUGUUGUCUCUACAUUGCAUACUCAUGUAAUGAAGGACCAUAAGUCAGAGGCACUUCACCCUGCAGAUUCUUCACUUGGAACAUACCAGUCCAGUGAAGAAAUCAGAGAAACCUCUCAAAUUAAGGACCAAGAUACGCAAGAUACUCUGAAGUCAGAAGUAAUCUUGUUGGACAACGAAUCUACAAACAUGGAGAAUGACAGUGAUGUGUUUCAUAGUCUGGAGAACAGUGCCCACAGUUAUAAUAAUUCAGUAGUAGACUUUGAAGUUGUUUGCAAUGAGUCUCCUCUUAAGAAGCAGCAAAUUGGUAGACCUGACAAGGAAAGUGAGGAAGUUACUUCAACGCAUGUUGACUCUUCAGAAGUAAAGGAACAGGUUAUCUCACAGCCCACAACCUGGAAAACAGAAUGUAGUCUUCAGAACUGUAUUAAUGUUCAGGAGGCAAGAGCAGCAGAUGCUGUUGAAGCCAGACAUAUAGUUGAAGAAGAGGAGAACAACUUGGAUGCUGUAGUACAGAAAAUACAUGAGAAAAAUGGAAAGUCUGUUGGUACUGCUGAAGUAGAUGUGGGAGUAACAGAAGAGUCAGUUACUGUAUCUGUAGCAGAAAGUGAGUGCAAGAACGAAUCUCAGUCCAAUACAGAGGAGGUCCUGGAAGAAGAGAAAAAAGAUGUUGCAAUCCUGCUGGAUACCACCACCUAUGCUGGGUCUUCAUUUGAAAUAUCCAAAGAUAUGGAGCAAGAGGAAGAGGAAGAGGCUGUAACAGAUGGUGUGACUUUCAGUUUAUCAGAUGGUGAUGGCGUAUUCGGUGUAAAUACAGGGUCAGAUAUUGGACCAUGUAACAUCCUAGAAUCAGAGGCCAAGAAAAUGCCGACUUUGGUAAUUGAGUCUGUCAUUGGGAGCGUGGAGGGUUUUGCAAGCUCUGAAGAACUGAAGGAGUACCAAACCCUUCAGCCAGUGAUAGUUGAAUCUGAAAAUGUGCUUGAAGCGAUAGAAGAAUCUGUUAAUGAGAUUGAUGAUGCAGUGUAUGUAUCUGAUGAGGUUCCUGAUCUUGCCACACAGGACAAAGAACAUGAGGCCACCACAGACAGUUUCAAGGAGGAGAGUGAACCAGGUCUUACUAACUUUACAGAGGAAGAUGAUUUUAUGAGACCCAAGCUACUUGCUGCUGAAAUUGAUGAUGAGGUGGAUUUUGAGGAAGAAGAGGUCAUUGAGUGUGAGGAGGAAAAUGAAGAAGAAGAGACAGAGAAUGAAGAUUUGGAAGCUGAAGAGGAUGACCUGGCUGAAGAAAAGGAGUUUGAACCAGAGGUUCUUCAUCAUCCACCAAGUGAUGAUGAAGAAAGUAUUGUCAUCCUGGACUCUGACACAGAAGAUGAAAGGAUUGAACCAAGCAAGGCAAGUGCUGUAGGAGGCAAGCACAAAGCUGGGGACUUUACCAUUACAAACAGUAGUGAUGAAGAAGGUUUUAUGGAAGAAGAGGAGGAGGAAGAUGAUUAUGAAACCAGCUCCAAGUUUGACUCUGAUGAAGAGGAAAGUGAAGAUAGUGAAGAAACCAGCUCUGAAUUUGAUUCAGAUGAAGGGAAGGAAGAGGAUAAUGAAGAAACCAUGUCAAAGUUUGACUCUGGUUCUGAAAUGGAGCAUGUGUUGGAUGCAGAUGCUGUAACUACUGUUGAACCAAAAGUAAAUGUUGAAGUUUCUACCUCUGAUGAUGAUGAUGUUAUUGAGAAAGGUGGUUGUUAUAAAAAUCCUACUGAAGUUCUGGCAAUUUCUAUUGAUGAUGUGUUGAAGGGUAACGAACCACUUGUUAAAGACACAGUAGAAAAGGAACCAAUGGACUUUGAAACUUGCAUCACUGCUAAUGAAAUCAGUAAGUAUGGUCAAAGGCAAGUUUCUGAGGUGAUGGACAUCGAUUUUCCAUGUAAAGAGGAUAGUGAUGGUAGCAAAAUUCUAUUAAUCGGUGAUCAUAUGAUGGAUUUUGAAGUAGAAUUAACUGCCACUCAAAUAUCAAAACCAAAGCAAACAGAGGAUAAAAUUGAUUGUAAUACACAAAUAUCUGUGGUCAAUCAAGUAAAGUUAAGUGAAAUGAAGGAAGAGAAUAUCACAGUUUCUGAAACUUCAGAAAUGCCUGUUCGAAAUGGAAGGGGGGGUGGGGAGGAAUGUGAUUUGGAAUUAGUAGAGAAGAAAGAGAAAAUUGAUAUGGAGAAGUUGACACAGAGGAGUGGGGAUGUCAUCACACAUCUGUUACACACGAAGGACAUCCCCAAGUCUUUGCAAGAGGAUGGUGUUAAUGUAAUGGAUAUUCCUAUAAAAGAGAAUGAUGCAUUGCCUAAAAUGACAGUUGUUUCUAUUGCUAGUAAUGUGACUGUUCAACAAGUGAGUGAAGAAUUGAAUAUGAUAAGAUGUGAAAUAAAAGCAAGGAAAAGUUCUGAAAGUAGCUCUCCUUCUGUUGAGAAGCUUCAGCCAAGCAUUGACCAGGAAGAGAGAAGUCACGGUGUGAAACCUCAGAAGACAAGCAGCAGGGCCAUCGAGGAGGUUGAUUAUAUUAAAGUAAAUGCAGAAACCCAGAUGGAUUCCCUUGAUAUAAGAGUCUCUGAGCAAACGGACAGAGAAGAUUCAAUGCAGAGAGAUAUUGAGGUGAUUGAUGAUGAAUCUUAUGGUAUGAAAGCUCAUGAAUCUAACAGUAUAGCAGAUGCAGGUCAGCAGGAGGACAUCCUGUCUGACGAGACAAAAUCUCAUGGAAGAAAAGUCUCCAAACCUAUCAGCAGAGCAUGUUCUGUUCAGCGUAAGGAUGCUCCUUCAAAUGAAAUUGAAACUUGUGAAAGAAAAGUCCACAAAACUAGCAGCAAGGUUAGUUCUGUUCAACGUGAAGAUGCUCCUGUAGAUGAAAUUGAAAACUGUGAAACAAAAGUCCGAAAACCUAGCAGCAGAGCAAGUUCUGUUCAGCGUGAGGCUGUUCCUUCAGUUGGAACAGAGUCUGGUGAAAGAAAGGUCUGCAAACCAAGUAGCAGAGCAAGUUCAGUUCAGCGUGAGGAUGUUUCUUCAGAUGGAACAGAGUCUGGUGAAAGAAGAGUCCGCAGAGCAAGUUCUGUUCAGCGUGAGGAUGUUCCUUCAGAUGGAACGGAGUCUGGUGAAAGAAGAGUCCGCAGAGCAAGUUCUGUUCAGCGUGAGGAUGUUCCUUCAGAUGGAACGGAGUCUGGUGAAAGAAGAGUCCGCAGACCAAGCAGCAGAUCAGUUUCUGGUCAGUGUGAGUUUGUUCCAAUUGGUGGGACAGAUGAUAAUGAGACAAAAGUCUGUAAAUCUAGCAGCAGUGGAUGUUCUGAUCAUCAACAUGUUGUUCCUUCUAGUGAAACAGAAUCUUUUGAAAGAAGGCUUUCCAUACCUAAGCGUAGAGAAGGAUCUGUACAGAGGGAUCAUCUUGAGGCAAUUCAGGAGGAAGGGUCAUAUAACCAUGAAGCUGACAAGAUAGGUAGUGGCAUAAAUUCUGUUCAGAAUGCAUAUAUUCCUUCAGAAGAGGCAGAUUGUAUUAAAUGCAAAAUUGAUGACUGCAAGAAAUCAGGUUCUAUUAAAUGCAAUGAUGUCAUUGAGGCAGAUUUUCUUGACAAGCCCAGUAGUAGAGCCAGCAGUGCUGACUAUAGAGAUGUUACUUCAGCAAACGAUUUUGAAUUUAAUGAAAACAGACAGCCCAGAGCUUCAUCAGUAAACAGUGAUGCCAGCACUGUGAUUUGGGAGGAAAGCCCACAUUUGGAGAGGUGUAGAAAAAGGUGUGGUACUAGAAGCAGACACUCAUCUGCCAGUAGCAGGUCUAGUUUUGUUCAAGGUGAUGAAGCAAUGGAUGUUGAAGGAGUCAAAACUUAUUCAACCAGGAGCCAUAAGGGUUCGAUUUUCCUAGAUAUUCUGUAUGAAGGGCCAGAAGAUAUUGAUCGUACACCCGUGAGUGUUACAAAUAAGGCAGACAUGCUUAUACAAACAGAUGGUGAAAAAAGAAAACUUGAGGGAAGUUGUAGAGCUGUUUCUGGAUUUUUACUGGAGGACCAAGGCAUUUCAGGUCCCUCUUUACCAACAAAUGAAAUGUUUGGGUUCACAAGUAAUGUAACUGGACAGCUGUGCAGGAAAGCACGAUCUGAGUCUGGAUAUGUGGUUGAACCUGUUACAAGAAGUAAGAGAUUCACAAGAUCAGCAAUUGGAAUUUCUAAUAAGACCAUGACUACUGAUGUGGGGUCAGUGACUGACAAUGCAUCUACCAGGAUGUCUCUCAGAUCGGAUACUGGGCAGGAUAGGAUGCAAAAUUCUCCUGGAAUAUUAGGAUCAGUUCAUGGAGAUGGUUCAUGUAGUGGGAGAUCUUCUGGCUCAAGUGUUAAGGGGAAAGAGCAGGCAGACUAUACAAGCAGAGGAGACAGUUUGAGCACUCAACAAAUAAUUGAGGAAUAUGCAACAAACAGGCGGUUAACACGACAUCAACGUUCAAUGUUGGAACGCAGUAUUGAGCUUGCCAAGCCAUCAUUGUCUCAGCUCACCAGGCAUAGGAAACUUCCAUCCUUGCCAGAGACUUCAGGUGAUGAUGAGGAUAAAUCUGAAGAGGAAGAUGAGUCAUCUUCACGAAUUUCAAGUGUUGGUACAUGUGUAUCUCACCCAAGAUCUUGUCCUACAUUACAUGGGAAUACAUCUCCAGCAUUACAGGCAUCUACCAUUCAGCUUCCUUCUUCGGAGAUUCCAUUACACAAGGCUGGUUUGCAAAGAAGAUACAGUCGGAAGAUACUUUCAAAACAUGAUAUAGAUAGCCCCAGUUCUGUCUUGUCUGAUGCAUCAACACCUUAUGCAAGUUCAGCAACAAGUGCUCCGAGUCAGCUAGAUGCUUCUCCAUUAUCAACUCGAUCAGAAGAUGUCACUCUUGAGAGAAUGAGACGUAAAUCAUUUAUGCGAGCUCAGAUUGCUCUGAAGUCUGCAUCUGAACAUGGUUCUGUCUCUGGUGUACCUUCAGGGAGGAAGUCUGUGGCAAACAGUCCAGGUGAUAGUGGUAGCAGUGUGAGCAGCAAUGCUGGCAGUAGUCAUACAUCUCUACCUUCAACAGGAAGUCACAUCACAAGAGCUGUGGCUACGCGUUUGGGGCGGGUUUAUACCUCUGAAGAAGUACGGCGCUCACCUCGUCUUGCCAGACUUCAGGAUGAAGACCUUCAUACUGCAUCACCGAGCACUUCUUUCCACUUUUCCCCACCUACUCUUGUGCGUGGUUCUGUGAAGAAGGAAGAAUCAUCAUCUGGUACUCCACCUACACCUGUGCCAGCAUUUGUUUUCUCACCACCUCAAAAACAGCAGCUUCUUCCAAAACCACAUCGUCAAAGUGCUCCAAGCCAGCAGACUCGAGCCCACACAAUGGCACUCAGAGGGCUGCACACCAUCACAGAGGAGUCUACCCCUCCAUCUACUCCUACCAACACUAUUCCACCACAGACGUCUGAAAGAGAUACCACCCCCAUCGCUGUGAGGAAAUCCAAAAAGUUCAAACCCACUCCAUCUUCUAAAACACCUAAGAGAAGCAGUCGCAGUCACUUGAUGACACCACUGACUAAGCAGGAGCAGCAAGAGUUGGCAGAACGUGUACGUUCAUCACGUCAGUCAGUUUCCACAGAGCCAGAACGCCACUACACUGUUUUCAAGCACAGAAAAUUAUUUAAAAUCAGACGCAGUAGUAGGUCUGAUUUGUAAUCAUGUUAUUGUGACAACACUAUCUGACUUUAUUUGAUAACAUUCUUGUUUUCAUUUUAAUAUCCCAUUGCACAUGUAUUCCUUCAUUGACAUGCUGUCAGGUGACAAGUGUACCCUUUGUUAAGUGCAUGUGAUUAUAUAUAUUUCAUCAGCUCCUAAUAAAUAAAUACUUUUUAUUUUUUAAUGUCCCUUUAAGAAACCUAAAUCCAUUUACUUUCAAGAAAUUUAAAUUUUAGCAGUAAUUUGUCUGACUUGUACUUGGGAAGUACCCAAUCCAAAUAUUAACCUAUCUUAACAAACUUUUGUACAUCCAGUCAAAUUCCAGCCUUCAAGUAGACCAUGGGUGCUUCCUUCUCUACCACUAUUAAUAUUACUUUCAUAAUCCUCACAUCUCAUUUGACAUGAAGUAAUAUACAUAGUUUAUAUCAUCUAACUCCAUGGAGAAAAUUCCUUCCUGAGAAGCUAACAAUUGCUCAGGUAAGAAAUAAAUUCCCCACCAUUUAUGAAAACAAUGUUAUUACGUAUCAAGUUUACACAAGCGUGCACAGUUGAUAUAUAAUACUGAGUGAUGCACAUAUUAAAAUGAUACAUUUAAUUUACAGGCAUUUCAUGUCAUUCUAAAGUUUAUUGAUAUGGUGUAUUUGUAUUGUAUUGUGUAUAUCCAUUAUCAUAUUAAAUUACACCAGUAUAAAAAUUCUAAAAUAUACUAAGUUUUAGAGACUGGCCAUGUUGGUCUUCAGGUUAGAAGGUACCUGCUCUGUGGGGCACAAUCAUAAUCUAUGUUCAAGAAAGCAAAAGCACUGAAAGUUUUAAUCUGUAGAUCAGGUAUGUAACUGAAGUAUAAUAAACAGGAUUAUGCAAAUGGUUCACACUUACCUACAACUGUGAUGAAUUGUUAAAAGAGGAUGGGGUAAGUGGGCUGGAACAUAGUAAAUGUUCUUAGAAAAUGUACUAAUAUUUGACUUUGAAGGAAAGAGAAAUCAAUAAAGACUGGAUGGAGAGAAAUUCUA
This is a messenger RNA of Zootermopsis nevadensis, 11266 nucleotides long. The record is from RefSeq and is a predicted model, not a curated record. Lineage: Eukaryota; Metazoa; Arthropoda; Insecta; Blattodea; Termopsidae.